AUUCCUGUAGUCUAUCUACCUUUCUCUCUCUAAAAUUAAAUCCUUUUUUAUUUCUUUUCACUAAGCUGACCUCCUCAGCUCAAGUUUCUGAAUUCUCGGGUUUCUCUCUGCCUUUUUUUCUUAUUGUCGUUUUCUUUCACAGUGUUUCUCUCUCCCAGCUUCAAUGGCUACUGAAGUGCUCAGCAAACCCUCCUUUCUUCCCCCAUACCCGCAGAUGAUUAUGGAAGCAAUAGCUGCAGUGAAAGAAGCAGAUGGCGCAAACAAGGCAGCAAUUUCUGAAUACAUUGAGGAAAAGUAUGGUGAAUUGGGCGCACCACAUGCUGAUUUGCUCAACCAUCACCUCACCGCCAUGAAAGACAGCAAUGAGCUUCUCUUUGUGAAGGACAAUUACCUCCUUCCGACCUCUGAUGGGCCUGUGAAGCGGGGCCGGGGCCGGCCCCCGAAGGCCAAGGAGGGCCCUCCGCCUGCUGGGGCUAAUGUGGCCCCCCCACGCCCCCGUGGCCGCCCGAAGAAGGACCCCAACGCGCCGCCUGCCCCUAAGAAGGCCAAGACCGCGGCUGCGGCUGCUCCGCCUAGUGGGAGGCCGAGGGGGAGGCCGAGGAAGGUGCAGCCAUUGCAGAAUGGUGUGGAGGCAUGAAGUUUGUUGUGACUGUUUUGGAAUGUUUUAGGUGCUUGUUAUGUUUGUUGAUGUUUGUAUGAAAUUAAUGAUCAGCUAUGUUUGGGAUUUAGUGUUCAUUUGGAUAGCUUUUGGAUGUAAAUUUGGUAACUAAAUUGGCUAAUCAAAUGCUAUUUGCUGGUCAA
Messenger RNA from Salvia hispanica, 801 nucleotides. RefSeq names its product HMG-Y-related protein A-like. Gene Ontology annotation, molecular function: nucleosomal DNA binding; double-stranded DNA binding. The record is from RefSeq and is a predicted model, not a curated record. Gene Ontology annotation, cellular component: chromatin; nucleolus; nucleosome. Gene Ontology annotation, biological process: negative regulation of DNA recombination; regulation of DNA-templated transcription; nucleosome assembly. Lineage: Eukaryota; Viridiplantae; Streptophyta; Magnoliopsida; Lamiales; Lamiaceae.